This is a messenger RNA of Pogona vitticeps (central bearded dragon), 3336 nucleotides long. RefSeq names its product polypeptide N-acetylgalactosaminyltransferase 11 (gene GALNT11). Gene Ontology annotation, cellular component: Golgi apparatus. Gene Ontology annotation, molecular function: Notch binding; polypeptide N-acetylgalactosaminyltransferase activity. The record is from RefSeq and is a predicted model, not a curated record. NCBI's taxonomy places the organism in Eukaryota, Metazoa, Chordata, Lepidosauria, Squamata, Agamidae. Gene Ontology annotation, biological process: regulation of Notch signaling pathway; protein O-linked glycosylation.
GAGUGCGUUCCUUCCCCCCCCCCUCUACGAGCGUUUUGACGGUUAACGGUUGCGGCGCCGCUGUCGCUCUUCUUUCCCUCACAGAAGCUCCGCCGCGGCGCCGCCACUUUCUGCCGGCCUUCGCGGGAGGAGGACGGUUAUGCUCCGCCAGCCUGCCGCCGCGUCCUCGGAGCGCCGCACGGCGGGGUGAGGAGAACAACCUUGCAGUUCCUCAAAUUUAUGUAUGAGGAUUUUCAUCCCGAUAUAGGAUGCGUAGUCUGAAGCUGAGUAAAACAAUUACAGGUGGAGAAGGUGGAGGGGAAGUCUGAGUCGCCUGCGCCCAGGCUGGGAGCGACGGCACUACUACGGGAUUGAAAAUGUGCCAACAACAAUGCUAGGAUUACAAUGGGAAGUGUCACACUUCGCUAUUUCUGCUAUGGCUGUCUGUUCACAUCUGUGACCUGGACGCUUCUGCUUUUUAUUUAUUUCAAUUUCAGUGAAGAGACUCAGUCUUUCAAGAAUGUGCCCAUCAAGGGGCUUGAACCUCAGAAGCCAUUUCCAAAAAGAAUUUAUCCUCGGUUUGUUCAUGGAGCAGUACAUGCGCUAGAACCUCAACGCAGGUAUGGCAAGAAUCCAUUGGAAAAUGAGAUACAAGAUCCUGUUAAAGAUGACUCUGAGCUUUCUCCUGAAAUGGGUAUGAUUUUUAAUGAACAAGACCAGGAAGUGAGAGAUUUGGGCUAUCAGAAGCAUGCUUUCAAUAUGCUUAUCAGUAACCGGUUGGGAUAUCAUAGAGAUGUGCCAGACACAAGGAAUGCGAAGUGUAAGGAAAAAAACUACCCUCAUGAUUUGCCCCAUGCUAGCAUAAUAAUUUGUUUCUAUAAUGAAGCAUUUUCUGCCUUGCUUCGGACAGUACAUAGUGUUCUAGACCGCACACCAGCACAUCUUCUCCAUGAAAUUAUCUUGGUGGAUGACAACAGUGAAUUAGCUGAUCUGAAAGAAGAACUGGCUGUUUACCUAACAAAAAAUCUUCCAAGCAAUGUAAAACUGGUUAGAAAUGGGAGGCGAGAAGGGCUUAUUCGUGGGAGAAUGAUUGGAGCUUCCCAUGCUACAGGGAAGGUGCUUGUGUUUCUGGACAGCCAUUGUGAGGUGAAUGAGAUGUGGCUGCAACCAUUGCUGGCACCCAUUAAAGAAUCACGCAAAACAGUGGUUUGUCCUGUCAUUGAUAUAAUCAGCGCUGACACUCUUACCUACAGCUCUUCCCCAGUUGUCCGUGGAGGAUUCAAUUGGGGCCUGCACUUUAAAUGGGAUCUUGUUCCCGUGUCAGAACUGGAAGGCCCUGAAGGGCCCACUUCUCCCAUCAGGUCACCUACUAUGGCAGGUGGCUUAUUUGCUAUGGACAGAGAAUAUUUCAGUGAACUUGGACAAUAUGAUAGUGGCAUGGACAUCUGGGGAGGAGAAAACCUGGAAAUAUCAUUUCGGAUCUGGAUGUGUGGGGGCAAGCUUUUCAUCAUCCCAUGCUCUAGAGUAGGACACAUCUUCCGUAAAAGGCGUCCUUAUGGCUCACCAGGCGGACAGGACACCAUGGCACAUAACUCUCUGCGGCUAGCACAUGUGUGGAUGGAUGAAUAUAAGGAACAAUAUUUUGCUCUACGACCAGAACUGAGGACAAGGAAUUAUGGAAACAUAACUGAGCGUAUUGAGUUGAGAAAAAAAUUGAACUGCAAAUCAUUUAAGUGGUACUUGGACAAUAUAUACCCAGAGAUGCAGAUUUCCGGGCCCAAUGCCAAGGGGCAACCACCCGUCUUUUUCAACAAAGGGCAGAAACGACCAAAAACUCUGCAGCGUGGAAGGUUGCAUCACCUUCAGAGCAAUAAAUGUCUGGUUGCCCAAAGCAGCCCAAGUCAGAAAGGAGGACUUGUUGUGGUUAGAGAGUGUGACUACAGUGAUCAAAAUCAGGUGUGGCUUUACAAUGAAGACCAUGAAUUGAUCCUAAACAACCUUCUGUGCUUGGAUAUGUCUGAAACUCGCACUUCUGAUCCCCCACGUCUGAUGAAAUGCCAUGGAUCGGGAGGAUCUCAGCAAUGGGUGUUGGGGAAAAACAAUCGUCUCUAUCAAGUGUCUGUUGGGCAGUGCAUGAAGGUGGUUGACCCACUUAGCCUCAAAGGAUAUGUGACCAUGGCAAUUUGUGAUGGCUCCCUCCCUCAGCAGUGGCGUUUGGAGAGCUGAGUAACCGUGAAGGCCCAUUUCCUCCAUCGCCCUUAGUGGGGCUGAACCCACAGGACCUGUAACACGAGCUGCUGUUUGUGAGACAGAGCGUGCAAGGGAAAUCCAACUUAGAAAGCUGUUGAUGGACCGUGGUAUGCAGAAAGGACAGAAGCUGUGGCAGUCACGUUUUGGUUUCUCCGAAUACGUAGAAGUGCAAUUACAUUCCUUGGAAUUCUCUGCAUCUGGAAACACUUCCCAAAUUAAUUAGAACAUUGCAAUAGAAUGAAGAAAUUUAACUAAGUGGAUAUUUUUCAGUUGCCAGAAGAAUACUGUAGCCUGUUCUACCUUUAUUUUUGUGGACAAGGGUACUACACUUUUUCAUUUGGAUGAAUAUCUGAAUUAUUGUAAGUAUUCUGGAAAAUAUAUAUAUAUAUAUCCUGGCCAUGGGCAUAUUUAAUGUUAGUCCAUUUGUUUUAACAUACCGGUUCAAGUUUUAUCACUGAUUUUUGAUCCAGUAUUUAAGAGUAAUUGCAGAUUUGAUUUUGGUAACGCUGGCCAGUAUCCAGUGGGCGACGAAUGGAUAUUUCCUUACGCAGCAAGAUUUUGCUGUCUCCCUUGUUCCCCAGUUGUGCACUCCCAUUUCCUCCAAUCAUCUCCUGCAGGUCAGGGAACCCUUAAAAAGGCCUAGGAAUUUGCAAGUUGACUGCAGCAGACAUGAAUCAUUGCUAGAAUUGGGCAGGAGGCCUACCUUGUAAAAGUAGAAGUGCCUUUCUUUUCCCACAAGGCACCUUUGGUUGCUGCCUGUGAAAUUAGCAUUACAUUUACAGUUUUUGUUAGUGUAGUCUGUUCUCAGUUGCGAAGAGUGCAGCAGAAACUGAUGUAUGCUACAGAUGCUUAAAAUGAUUAUGAAGAUUAGUAUGUGUGCUCAUGUGUAUAAAUAAAUGUGAGAAAUUUGAAUCUUUUGGACUGAAAGCAUUCACUGAAUGACAUUCAUUGUAAAAUUAGUUUUGAAUUUGUGUUACAUGACCUAUGUGAAGAAAGGAUAUCACAGCUGGGUGGUGCAUGCAUCUUUAUUAACCAGUUGAAAGAAACUUUAUCUUGGUAAUAAAAACAGGUAUUCCUUGUAGCUUUGGGAAUCACCUAUAUGAAGAA